Molecule: messenger RNA, 1242 nt
Organism: Panicum hallii
Lineage: Eukaryota; Viridiplantae; Streptophyta; Magnoliopsida; Poales; Poaceae
Product: B3 domain-containing protein LOC_Os12g40080-like
Exons: 6
Coding region: 1-1074 (357 amino acids)
Molecular function (GO): DNA binding
Source: RefSeq, a predicted model, not a curated record
AUGGCGUUGCCCAGGAACUCACUCACUCACACACAAAUGCAAGAUAAGGAGACAAUAGUAUUUCCGGCGACGAACGCCGCGGCCGACGCAACGGCCUUCAAGCUGGAAGAUCCUGAUGGGAACUUGUACAGCGUCAAAGUUUCACAAGAUCUGAACAAGUUAGUUUUCAGGUAUGGAUGGGGGGCACUUUGCAGCGCUUAUGAACUGGAGCAGGGUGACAUGGUGGUGUUCAGAUACAGUGGGGACUCCCACUUCAAGGUCCUCAUCUUUGAUCCAAGUGGAUGCGAGAAAGAAUUCUUCCGCAUCGUCAUGAAUCCCAGCUGUGGUGUCCGACAGCGAGUCAUUCCUCAUGAACAAACUCCAUCCGGGGAAGGGUUAGCGCGGCAUCGAACCGGUGAACUGAGCCACAGCAGAAAAGCUUCAAAGAUGACUCCAGCAGACUCACCUUCACAGAGAUCAACUGAAGAAAUGACAUAUCCAGAUGAUACUGUAAGCCCCAUGGAUUCAGGUGUCCUUCAAACAUCCUCCGGAGCGCGCGCUAUCUUAGCAAAGGGAUGCAUCCUGACUAGUGCGCAGAAGGCGAAACUCGACGCAUUUGAGAAGAAAAUCAGGCCUGGGAUUCCAUUGUAUGUCACAAACAUGAACAAGGCCAAUCUGUCUAAUGGAUAUAUGGUCAUUUGCAAGGAUUACUCUGACAAGUACCUCCCACAUGAAGACCAAACCAUCACGCUGUGCCACUCUCCUGGUAGCAGGAAACGGGAUGCGAAUCUGAAGAUCUCCGCUGACGGCGCGUACAUCUUCUCCACUGGCUGGCGGAGCUUGGCUCGCGGCAACGAGUUGCAGGACGGCGAUGCCUGGGCACUCGAAGCAUCGAUGAGCGAGGGGCGAGUGACAGUGUCGGUCCAUCCUCUUCACGGAAGCCACAAUCCACCAGAACUAGGCGCUUCACCGCCCCUGCAACUAGACACCCACCCAGGUUAUAUGGUGAGCAAACACACAAACCUAACGCCGGAGCAGAAGAAGAGAGUCCACGACAAACUCCGGGAAUUCAGGCUAAAACCUUCGUCUUUGUGACGGCCAAAAAGCGUGGCAACGAGAGCAUGUGCUUCAACAAGGACUUCGCCAUGGAGCACCUCCCCCGGGUGCCGCAGACGAUGCGGCUGCGGCGGCCCGGCGUGAGCUGCAGCUGGGAGGCUGAGCUGCAGGUCAGGAACGAGUGCAAGGUGCACCAGCUCUGCCGCG